AUGACCAAAGCUAUAGAAGCAUUGGUUAUCUCAACUGCACGUUGGUGUUUCCUUCCAACAACAAGCAGCAUACUGGACGGACAUAAAGAAGAGGGUGGUGUUUCCCGACGCUCCGGAGGACGAUGGAAUCCACCUAGUAAACAACGAGAUGGUCUUUCAGUUGAUGAGAAAAAUGAUCUGAUAUUCCGUAAGGCCAGAGGAAUUCUCAAUAAACUUACUCCGGAGAAGUUUGAUAAGUUAAGUUUGGAGCUUCUAAAUGUUGGUAUUGACUCCCAGCUCAUCCUUAAGGGAAUUAUUCUUCUGAUCUUCGAAAAAGCCUUAGAUGAGCCAAAAUAUAGUUCACUUUAUGCACAGCUAUGUCACCGUCUUUGUAAGGACGCUCCAAAUUUUGAUCACUCUUCCUCUAAAACUAUUACUUUUCGACGUCUACUCUUAAAUAAGUGCCAGGAUGAAUUUGAAAACCGAUCCCGUGCUACCGAAGCAUUUGAUAAGAAAGAUGGCCCCCUCAAUGAUGAUGAAGCAGAGCAAUACCAUCUGGCUAAACAGAAAAUGCUGGGCAACAUCAAAUUUAUUGGUGAACUUGGCAAACUGGAGAUGCUGCACGAGGGCAUUUUGCACAAAUGCAUCAAGCAGCUUCUGGAAAAGAAGAAAAACGUCCCCGUUAAAGAUAUGGCUGAGGACUUGGAGUGUUUGUGCCAGAUAAUCCGUACUGUAGGCCGACGCCUUGACUCUCUUGAGGCUAAGGUAAUUAUUGUUCUUUUUCUUUAUAUUUCUACUGUUUCUGAUUACCAUACUGCUGCAAAAUGGAUCAUCUUCCUUGUAUAUUCUAAUGGAGAAUCAUCUGAGUUUGGAAUAUACCUUGGUCUUCCAGAUGGAUCGGGGCGUACUGGUGGGCCUACUGGUGGUUUGUUUGGAUCACGCAUGAUGAACGGAAAUAUGGGACCAUGCCACAGAGGGGGAUUGGCAGACAUAUUCAGUGCUGCCCCUACUGGAUUGCUUAGUGUUCCGUAUCGUAAUGGUGGAGAAAAAUUGCUCAUUUUGGACAUGUUUUCUCUUGUAGAUAACAUUGGUACUGGGCCAGGUGUAAUUCAAGCAGAUGGAUUUUUGUCCGGUUAUUCUAUGAAUAUGGGCAGGAGAGGUAGUCAGCCAACACCAGACAUUCCUGUCAUUUUCUUUGUAGGUAACUUUUCCAAUCAGUUCAACAAUAGACGCAUGCAAGACAAUAGUGCGGGUGGUCCAGUUGGAAACAGCAUUGGAUUUGGAAUGGGUGGUGUUGGUACAGGUACCAGCCCCAGAUCUACCAGACGAGUCAACCCACAACAAACAUCAACACCACCGAUGUUUCAAACUCAACAAAACCACCAAUCUCUUCCAUUGGCACCAAUGCAAUCACCAUUAUUGGCACAGCCGCCUUUAAGCUCUGUGCAAAGGACACCAGCCUUUUCAGCACCUGGAAGAGAUUUGCCGCAAAGAUUUAUGCGAAUGAACAUGCAGCCACCAGUUGUACCGGAAAAACCAAACUCAGGACCUGAAGACAUCAACCUUCGACCAUACAAGCCAUUUAACAUGUUACGUCCAUCAGUGCCAAACAUGCUGUCUAAGCCUGUUCGUCCUUUGAUUGGGACGCCACAAACAACUUUCCAGCCUCCAUUAUAUGACAUGGGAUCAAAUCCUAAUCCACACUUGAUAAACAAGCAGCCUCAAAUUACCAUCAAGCAAGCUAAUCCAGAAAAAUCUAAAUCAGUCAAAAAAGCACCACUUACCAAAAAGGAGCUUGAAAACAGCAUGACUUCCUUACUUGAUGAUUACUUUAAUUCUGGAGAUGUUCAAGUAGCAACCAGUGCAAUUAAAGAUUUGAAUGCUCCAAAUAAGUUUAUCUCCGAUAGCAUUUACAAAAUGAUGUUAAACAAUGUGGACAAAUCGGAUACUGAAAGAGAGAAAGUCAUGAAUCUUAUAGUUGGCAUGAAACCAGAAAACCUUGUAACAUCAGAAACUUUUAUGGGAGCUUACCGCAGCCUGCUUGAGAAACUUCAAGAACUGGAGACUGACGUUCCAUUGAUUAAAUCCUAUGUGGCCAGUUAUGCAGCGCAUGCGAUAGGAGGGAAUGUUAUCAGCCUAUCGGAUCUCGCUGAAGUUUUGGACAAAGGAGCCCACUAUCCACUCUUCCUUAUUUCUCUACAACAAAUGCACAAGCAGAAGGACAAAGAAUGGCUAGUGAAUGUCUUCAAUGAAAGUAAGAUAAACCUGCAAGACAUGUUACCUGAAAACGACCAGAGUAAAGAGAAAAUGAUGGAGAUUUUAGAAGACAGGGGUCUUAGCUUUCUAUUUCCUCUUCUCCGUAUUCAAUCUGAACUUUGGAAACAAAUCCAGACUGACCCCAGUGCCACAGCAAUUUUUAAAUGGAUCAAGGACAAAGUGCAGAAUGACCUGCACCAAAGCCCUGGUUUUGUUAAUAUUCUUACCACAAGCAUUCUAAAAUAUAUUACAAAGGCAUCAACAUUAUCAGAAAAUUGUGACCCCAGUAUACCACCAGAAAAACAUUUGGUUGAGAAAGAAAAAGACAUGUUGGAUAAACUAAAAGUUGUCCUUCAGCAAUUUCUUCAUGACCACAUAGACCUUCAAGUUGUUGCCCUAUAUGCAUCUCAGGUGUUUUGUUAUAUCAACCAGUUUCCAAAAAAUAUGUUACGGCGAUUCUUUAUGCAUUUCUACGAUAUGGAGAUUAUUGAAGAGGAAGCAUUCCUAAAAUGGAAGGAAGAUAUCAAUGAUGAAUACCCUGGCAAAGGAAAGGCCCUCUUUCAGGUCAAUCAGUGGCUGACAUGGUUGGAACAAGCUGAAGAAGAAUCUGAAGAUGACGAUGAUGAUUAAGCCGAGUGGACAUUAGCUGCUGACGAAGUAGACCUGAUGACUUGAGAAAUAGUCCUAUUCAACACAGUCUCCUUUACUACCAACUGGACAAAAAAAAAAAAAAAAAAAAAAAAAAAAAAAAGCAAGAAAAAAAUAAACAAAAACAAAAAAAAAAUGAAAGACCUCACCCCAGUGGAAUCUAAUGUCAACGUGUGUAUGUGUGUGUGCGCGCAUGUGUUUGUAUGUGUGCAUGUAUUUGUCUUAUGUGCUCAUGCACAUUGUUGAUGGCUGUGUGCAGAGAAGACAGAAGAAGCAAUUGUGGCUUGGUUCAAUUCCAUCGUUGGAGACGAGUGACAAAGAUGACCACUGGGACAAAAAAUCUACGAUAUGGAUAUAAAUAUGCAUACACAUUGGACUGCUAUCAGAACUAGUGUUUCUCUCCCCC
Messenger RNA from Octopus bimaculoides (California two-spot octopus), 3289 nucleotides. Its product is annotated as eukaryotic translation initiation factor 4 gamma 2. Gene Ontology annotation, molecular function: protein binding; mRNA binding; translation initiation factor activity. NCBI's taxonomy places the organism in Eukaryota, Metazoa, Mollusca, Cephalopoda, Octopoda, Octopodidae. The record is from RefSeq and is a predicted model, not a curated record. Gene Ontology annotation, cellular component: eukaryotic translation initiation factor 4F complex.